This is a messenger RNA of Drosophila bipectinata, 622 nucleotides long. RefSeq lists its product as uncharacterized. NCBI's taxonomy places the organism in Eukaryota, Metazoa, Arthropoda, Insecta, Diptera, Drosophilidae. The record is from RefSeq and is a predicted model, not a curated record.
AGUGCCCGGUUCAUCAUCAUGUUGCGGCUGGACACCAAAGCGGGCAUCAUUGUCUCGGGAUGUGCGUCCAUCGCCUUUGCUAUCACCUACUUGGCUUUGAUGGAUGACUACUUCUGGCGACAUGGCAUGUACGAAUUCGGAAUACACAUUUCAGGUCUUCAAAUCUUGGCCAGUUUGGGUCUCAUAGUCGGGGCUGUCAAGAAUAAACAUAAGUUCUUUGUGCCCUGGAUGAUAACCACUGCUUUCUUCAUGUAUCUGAUGGGUUACGUGGCUAUUGCGAGCCUGGUCUACGGGUCAAAUUGGGUAUUUGUUCCCACCAUGAUAGUUCCAUUUACAGUAUUCCUUGGCUAUGCCCUGUACUCGGUGCAAAUAGCCUUCGACAGGAUGCGAAAGGAGGAGCCGCCGGCAUAUACUAAUUUGGAUACCAAGAAGGAUUUUGUCAAUCACAUAUAGAUAUAUAUAUCUUGUAAAUAAGGCCUAACAGUAAUCAAUCAAAUAGGUACAUAAUUUGUGGGCCGAUAAGAUAAACCAAAAAUAUAAAUGAUAAUACUGAAAGUGCGUCAUUUGUAAGAGAGUCGUCCUCCCAGUCGCACAAUAAAACUUGUGAAAUGUUGAAACUGGA